GUAUAAUGUGUGCGAGCGAUUUUUUUGAAACCCUGAUUUUAAAUGAAUUUGUGCCAUAUUUUAGCCGCUCACUGAUUUAUUUCGUAGUGAGACUUUUGGGUUUGGCCAUUGAUUGUUAGUGUGUAUAAUCAAUGGUUUAUGGUUUGGCUUUGGCAGUACCAUUGUAUAUUUUACACAAUAUGGCAGUACUUUUGGCUUGUAUUCUAGAAAACUUUUGCAAUAGGCGUAGUUCAAACGUAGAAGUAGAGCCAAUCAAUGGUAGUUCAGAGGUUAUGCACCUUUGUAUGCAAUAAACAUAACCUCAAAACCUAAACAUUGAACAUUGUGCAAGAAUGUGUUUAUCAAUUCCAAGUUUAUGCAUAAAAGUUUAUCAGUUUUCCAAACCAAUUUAAACUUGAUUUUUAGAUAUGGAUGUAGUUUUUUUCAGUUCAUAUUUAACCAUAAAUUGGGAGCAUGCAUGGAGUCAAACGCGUUGUGGUCUUCUGCAUAAUGACAACAGUUCUACCUGCAGCACUAAUUAUUACCCCUUUAUAUCUUCGACAUGUUGUAUUUGCUGACGUUCCGUAUGCCCUAACUGAAUCCGACGUGGUCGAGAUAAAAAAUGGAAUAUCAUCCAUCUUUUGUGCAGCACACAGCUUACAAAUGAACGCCACGUUUAACGCUAUACAACUGCAUAAAUCGCCCAUUUUAAGUGAUCAACGUAAGCAUAUACGUCUUCGUAAAGCAAUGUCUCUCCCAGACGACACUUUAGAGUAUUGGGGAUUUUAUUUGUUAAAAGGCGCUACUGUUAACCUGAAAGUGUGCUCACGUUAUGAUGGCGCACGAAUAUUGGUCGUUAGAGGUGAGAAAAAUCUACAAACAUGCGGAUUAAUGGAACGCAAUUUUUCCAAAAUUGGCGCAACAAUGCACCGUGAAUACAAGCAGGUUAAAGUCACCUUUGAGUCUGCCGAAGAUGCAAAAGAUCACAUAUUGACCGAACCCCCAUUAAUGGAUGGAGGAGAAAUUGUGGACGAUUUUCAUCCUCAUUCAGAAGAUCUCUUACUUGAUAAAACAAAACAUCACUCUUCUAAAAUUACGAAGGACGAGUUGCAGCACGAUCUGUUGGUGGAUGAUGACAAAGACAAGGUGAAUCGAGUGAAACGAGACACCGGUCACCUUCUUGAUACAAAAAUUGAGCACGGCGGAAACGCUCUUAAUUUUACUGACAGCAGCUCAGAGGAGACUAGUGCAUCUAGUUUUGAAACUAGCCUAUUAGACUGCUACAAUGGGCAAAUCCUCCUAACCGAAGCUUUCCCCCCGAGCCAUUUGUGUACAGGCACUCAUUAUUUAGAAAAUGGGGAACGAAUGGAAACAAUUCAUAGCAUUGUGUCUGAUGGGUAUUACUAUUACAUUUUUUACUCGGAUAAUGAUAGGGAAGUGAAUGAUAUUUACGGUGUGUUUGAUAUACACAAACCGACACUAUUGGUCCCUACUGGGUCAGAAGCAAAAACGUGCAACAAUAUCACAGAAUGUGUGUUUCCUAUGGAAUUUUGGACAGAUGAGACUGUAAUAGUGGAAGUUCCCACGAAGGAAGGUAUAGUAUACCAGCAAAAUGACACAAUACUAAUUAGCACUUGUCAACCCAGAAUGUCGAUAUACAUUAUUUUUCCUGUUGCCAUAAUGUUUCUUAUUUUAGCAUGUGCCUUUAUAUGAGAAAUGGUGUUUUACAAUGCUCCAUGGUAGGUAGACAAAUUUGUACAACAUUUAUUUAUCUACAGAGUGUUCCAUUUUUUAUACUUUUAUAGGGUAAUUGUUUAUGCUAUCCAAAAAAAGCGUAUAUGCGUCAUGUGCUCUUUCUGGGUCAAACUUAAAAUGGUGAAAUCAAAAUUUGAAAAGAGAUGCAGGAUAAAAUCAAAAAAAUUUCAAUUUCAGAAUGACCUGAUAUUUUGUUAGUUAAAAAAGAGACAGAAAAAUGUUUAUUACAAAAGUCUCUUGAAAAUUAUUGUUGAACAAUUUUCCAUUUUCAAAAUAAAUAUACAGAGUCAGGUAUAAAAUCUAUUGGACCUAACAUCAUUUUUUGUAGUGGAACACUGUAUAUUUUAAUCUAAUAAGAUAGCAUAUUAAAUUCUCACGUCAAAAAUAUAACACACCAGCACAUGACGCCUAUAUUACUUUUUUGAUACCACUAACAACUACAGAGAUACCUUAUAAAAGUGUCGAAAAUUGAACACCCUGUGCUUCCAACAUACACAUAUUCAUUUAAGAGAAUACCUAUUCUUCUAUGAAUCCUUUUAAAUGGACAUCAGAUGAUUAGAGAAUUGAGCAAUUUGCAAUAAUGUAUAUGAUUUGGUAUAGGAUUAAACAAGAACUUAAAUUUCUAAGAGACUGAUUCACGCAUUUAGCACUACUUGAGAAACAAUUUACAUUACAGUGAAGAAUAUAUGCAUCAUUUUUAUGUUUUAUUUAUUAUACCUUUUGCAUGUGUGCACAAUGCACAUCCUUAAUUCAGAGAUUAUCAUAAAAUAAGUACUAAAUGUUUAAAGCUUUAGUCCCAAUGGGACGAUACAUGCUAUUUAAACUCUCGAAAAUCUGACCUAAAUUCAGUAAUGCUUUGAUGUUGUACAUUUAAAAGGAUACAUAAGGACGUUUUUGUGUGUAUUAGACCGAAUCGACCUUAAUCCAGUGUAAUUGCUAAAAGAUUUAUGGUGGGUUUAUAUCGGGCGAUCAAAAAUGAGUGACUGUCGAGUCGCCUUUGGAAGUACAAGUUAAGUACGAUUUCCCUUGUAAACAAAAUUUCCAAAGGUGACUCGACGGUCACUCAUUUUUUAUCGCUUUGUACAAUCAUUAUCAUUAGUCCACCAAGCUCAGGAUGGUUUCGUUGGCUAGCAACGCGCCAAAAACCUUUGUUUCUAUUGGCUAUUUCUUAAUGAUUUCUGAUUGUCAACUAAUAAUAAUGAUUGUAGGUAUAAACCCACCAUUUCUCAUUGUAACAUUAGUAACUAUAUUGUAUGUACUGCAUGAUAAAGAAAGGACUUAACGUUUAUCUCUAAUAACAUCUAUCUGUGAUAACUACUAUUAAGUUUUAGCGUAAGAUUUCUGUGUUUGCCGCUCUCCUAAACAGUCUUUCACUUUAGUUUUAGAAUUAUUUUGGAACUUCCCUUGUAUUACAACGCAACUUUUUAAUAUUUUUUGCCACUAAUAAUAAUUAUGUUUUAUCGUUACUAUUGUUUUAUAAUACAUAUCCCAAAGCAUUUAUUUUAUGCCUUAUGAUAUUUGAUCAGAAUUAGUUUAUAUUUGUGUUAUGUUACUUAUGUUGCCAUUUUGAAUGUAUAGUAUUUCAGUACAAAAUAAAAGACUGCUUUAAUGUGAAAAUUAAACGGAAAGUACAAUGAACUUUAUUUUUUUUCAGUUCGUAUU
Molecule: messenger RNA, 3396 nt
Organism: Photinus pyralis (common eastern firefly)
Lineage: Eukaryota; Metazoa; Arthropoda; Insecta; Coleoptera; Lampyridae
Exons: 2
Coding region: 454-1692 (412 amino acids)
Source: RefSeq, a predicted model, not a curated record